AUGGAGGAUCAGCGCAGGCCGAGUCAUGCCGCGGGAUAUCCAGCCUCGGCCGACACCAAGCGCGGCGGCAACUUGGCUGCCGCCGACACCGAGGGCGGCAGGGCACUGGCUGCCGCAAGGCGUGCCCAGCGCCGUCUCGGCCUCAGGAAAAGCCAGCGCGCACCAAGAGAAAUCCGGCCUCUGCCGACAGUAGAGGCCGCCGGUCCUCGCCGCCGCCGACGAGAAGUUCGGACGUUCCGCGGGACAUUCGGCCACAGCCGACAUGGAGGGCCGCCGGCCCUUCGCCGCCGACGAGAAGUUCGGACGCGCCGGGAUAUCCAGGCUCUGUCGACACCGACGGCGGCAGGGCGCCGGCUGCCGCAAGGCGGGCCUAGCGCCGUCUCGGCCUCAGGAAAAGCCAGCGCGCACCGAGGGAAAUCCGGCCUCUGCCGACGGUGGAGGCCGCCGGGCCUCGCCGCCGCCGACGAGAAGUUCGGACGUUCCGCGGGAUAUUCGGCCACAACCGACUUGGAGGGCCGCCGGCCCUUCGCCGCCGUCAAGCGGGACUAG
Molecule: messenger RNA, 549 nt
Organism: Hirsutella rhossiliensis
Lineage: Eukaryota; Fungi; Ascomycota; Sordariomycetes; Hypocreales; Ophiocordycipitaceae
Exons: 1
Coding region: 1-549 (182 amino acids)
Source: RefSeq, a predicted model, not a curated record